AUGGGCAGCCCAAUGAAGAGCUUAGUCAUCAUCUUCUUCCAUUUCUUCAUUCAACUGUCAAGUGCAGGCAGCUACAAUGUCAUAACUUUGGGUGCAAAACCCGAUGGGAAAACCGACUCGACCGAAUCAUUUAUGAAGGCAUGGAAAUCAGCGUGUAGCUCCCUGACACCAUCCAUCAUCAACGUCCCCAAGGGAAGGUUCUUGCUUACACCCAUCACAUUUAGAGGUCCAUGUAAAAAUAAGAUUACAUUUCGCUUGAAUGGCACUCUUGUCGCACCUCUCGAUUAUCGUGGCCUCGGAAAUUCUGGGUACUGGAUUUUGUUCGUCAAAGUUGAUGGCGUUUCUUUCAUCGGCGGCAAUAUUGAUGGAAAGGCCACUGAGUAUUGGACCUGCAAGAACUCUGGAAAAAACUGUCCCCCAGGAGCUAGGUCAAUAACAUUCAAUUGGGCAAACAACAUCAUAAUUAGUGGAUUAACAUCGAUCAACAGUCAACAAAGUCAUGUUGUGAUCAAUAGCUGCAACAACGUAGUAGUUAAAAAUGUGAAGAUAAUGGCUCCAGAUCAAAGCCCAAAUACUGAUGGCAUUCAUGUGCAAUCUUCCACUAACGUAACCAUCAUUGGAAGUACUAUCAAAACUGGAGAUGAUUGCAUUUCUAUUGGAGAUGGAACUAAAAAUUUGUUUAUGACUAAUAUCAAAUGUGGGCCAGGCCACGGUGUAAGCAUUGGAAGCUUAGGAAAAGAGGUGAACGAAAAUGGAGUUGAAAAUGUAACAUUGAUGAAUGCAGUCUUCACCAAAUCCGAUAAUGGCGUCAGGAUAAAGACAUGGCCAACGCCUAGCAAUGGUUUCGUAAAACACGUUCUCUUUCAGAAUAUCAUUAUGAACAAUGUUCAAAAUCCAAUCUUAAUUGAUCAAAAUUAUUGUCCCAACAAUCAAGGUUGUCCUCUCCAGAGUUCCGGAGUGAAGAUUAGUGAUGUGACGUAUAAAAAUAUAAAAGGAACAUCAGCAACAUCGAAAGCUAUAACAUUUGAUUGCAGCUCUAGCAAUCCAUGCAGUGACAUAAGAUUGCAAGACAUAAAGCUUACAUAUAAAAACAAGGCAGCAACUUCAUCAUGCAAGAACGUUGAUGGAUCGAGUAUUGGAGUGCUCAUGCCACACACAUGCUUCUGA
Messenger RNA from Benincasa hispida (wax gourd), 1167 nucleotides. RefSeq names its product polygalacturonase-like. The record is from RefSeq and is a predicted model, not a curated record. Gene Ontology annotation, biological process: carbohydrate metabolic process. Lineage: Eukaryota; Viridiplantae; Streptophyta; Magnoliopsida; Cucurbitales; Cucurbitaceae. Gene Ontology annotation, molecular function: polygalacturonase activity.